AUCAAACUUUCGCAAGAUGAAGAUGUUUUUGGCGUAUCUUAUAUUACUGGCGUUGUCUUACUACGCUGCAGCAUUGACUGAUUCAAGAGAGCUGACACAGGCAAGCAGUUACCUGACUGGAAAAUGGGAGAUGUGGUACAUCGCAAAUGACCUAAAUCAAGAUGGCGUGCUGUCGUUAGAUGAUGUUAAAGUAUUUGAAGUGUUUUACGCCAAAAUUGAUUUUCCUGAAGAUGAGCAACGUCACCCUACAUUCUCGACAAUAGAACGGUUAUGGAGAACCGCUCUCUUAGGUGGUCGGUCAGAAGUCUCGAAAAAUGAAUUUGUAGAAAUAUUGAAAACUAGUUAUGAAUCAAACAAAACCAACUUCGUUGAAACAAUGAGAGAAUUUGACAGGGCAUUUUUUGAAGUAAUUGACUUGAACGGGGAUAACUUCUUGUCGAAAGAGGAAUGCAUGUUGGACCUGAUGGCAACAAAUCAUAUGGACACGUUUAAAGAUGAAGAGUUUUUCAAUGCCCACAAGCUUGUCAAUGGACUUAUACCUUUUGAGGAGGAGAUAGAUGUGUGGCUACGCUUCCAAACUGAGGAUGAUACGUAAAAAACAGACAUUUUGGCAAACGUUCUCAAAUCUGGUCUCUAAGACUAAAACAUACAAUUACGCACUCUCCUAAAUAGGUUAAGUGAAAAUAAUCGUAAAGGUAUUAGACUCGUAAUGGCAGUCGGUAAUUCCCGUCCUUUUCCGUAUUCUUGUUUGGCGUUUCGGCAUUCUUCGAACAAUAGUUAGCUCAUAUGAGCUCUUGGCAAUCCGUUCAUACCGAAGAAUGCCGAAAUCGUAUAAGAAGAAUUUGUAAUGGAACGGAUGUUUCCGUUUAUCAUAACAGGUCCACUACCUACAUUUGACAUACUUUGCUCAUAUAAUAAAGCUUUAUUUUGCCCCAAUAUAUGUUUCCGUUUGUCAUAACAGGUCCACUACCUAAAUUUGACAUACUUUGCGCAUAUAAUGUAGCUUUCUUUUGCCCCAAUAUAUGUUUCCGUUUGUCAUAACAGGUCCACUACCUAAAUUUGUCAUACUUUGCUCAUAUAAUAAAGCUUUCGUUUGCCCCAAUACAUGUUUCCGUUUGUCAUAACAGGUCCACUACCUACAUUUGACAUACUUUGCUCAUAUAAUGAAGCUUUCUUUUGCCCCAAUAUAUGUUUCCGUUUGUCAUAACAGGUCCACUACUUAAAUUUGUCGUACUUUGCUCAUAUAAUGAAGCUUUCU
Messenger RNA from Mercenaria mercenaria, 1258 nucleotides. Its product is annotated as sarcoplasmic calcium-binding protein-like. Lineage: Eukaryota; Metazoa; Mollusca; Bivalvia; Venerida; Veneridae. The transcript has 4 exons. The coding region runs from base 17 to 595 and encodes 192 amino acids. The record is from RefSeq and is a predicted model, not a curated record.